Dermatophagoides pteronyssinus (European house dust mite) is the source of this 501-nucleotide messenger RNA. RefSeq names its product fungal protease inhibitor-1-like. The record is from RefSeq and is a predicted model, not a curated record. NCBI's taxonomy places the organism in Eukaryota, Metazoa, Arthropoda, Arachnida, Sarcoptiformes, Pyroglyphidae. Gene Ontology annotation, molecular function: peptidase inhibitor activity. Gene Ontology annotation, biological process: negative regulation of peptidase activity.
UCGAUGAUGUUCAUAGUCAUCAAUAUAAUACGAGAAAAUCAGAUCGAUUAAUAAAACAACAAUAAUUCAACAUGAAUAAAUUUCUUUUUUCAUUGACGGCAAUACUCGUAAUGUUAUUGGUGGUUAAAGAAAUGACACCGGUAACUGGUGCUCUUACUUGUUCACGAGAUCAUUGUAACGGAAUACAAUGUUCAACACCUUAUUGUGAAGGAAUACCUGAUGGCCGUUAUCGUCUUAAACAACCCGGUCCUUGUGAUUGUUGUCCAUUUUGUGUAAAAGUUAUUGCUAAAGGAGAAGAUUGUCGUUCAACAAUGAUUCUAACUCGAAUUGUUGGUGCUACGCCACAAAGUGAAUGUGAACAAGGCACACAUUGUGAUCAAACAACAUUUAAAUGUGUUUAAAAAUUUUUGUUAAAUGAAAUAAGAAUUAGUUUUUAUUUCAUUAUCAAAAAAAUAUGAAUUGAAUUAAUAUUCAAAGAAAAUAAAAUAUAAAUUGAAUUAA